Molecule: messenger RNA, 2533 nt
Organism: Pseudophryne corroboree (corroboree frog)
Lineage: Eukaryota; Metazoa; Chordata; Amphibia; Anura; Myobatrachidae
Gene: HBP1
Product: HMG-box transcription factor 1
Exons: 11
Coding region: 91-1665 (524 amino acids)
Biological process (GO): regulation of transcription by RNA polymerase II
Cellular component (GO): nucleus
Molecular function (GO): DNA-binding transcription factor activity, RNA polymerase II-specific; RNA polymerase II cis-regulatory region sequence-specific DNA binding; RNA binding
Source: RefSeq, a predicted model, not a curated record
AUUGAUAGACGGAUGUUUUGACUAAUCAGAGUUCGAGCUGUCUUCUAACACCUGCCCCCAAAGGCAUUUUAUGGGGGUAGAGAUUAGGUAAUGGCGACGGGUUUGUUUAAGUACUAUAAUAUGGUGUGGGAAGUGAAGUCAAACGACAUGCCCAACACAGUACAGAAAAUCCAGUUGGUAAUGGACAAUAGACCUACAGCAAUGAAUGAAUCAAUGGAAAUGUUAAAAUGCGAUGAACGUCUCCCAUCCUCUCCAGGAUACGAGUCUUCUGACGAGCACAUGGAACUUGAUGACCUGCCAGAGUUACAAGCCGUUCACACUGACCCAACAUCCUCUCCUGAGGUUUUCCACCUUGAUGCAGAUGUUUCACACCAGGAAUUUUCUGUGCCUUCAUGGAACCAGAAUACCUCGCAUAUGUCUGAAAGUGCCUAUUCGUGUGAGCGUGGGAUCAACUGGCUGACAGAGCUGGCUAACAUUGCCACCAGUCCCCAGAGUCCCCUAAUGCAAUGCUCCUUCUAUAAUAGAUCAUCGCCUGUUCACAUAAUAGCUACCAGCAAAAGUUUACAUUCCUAUGCCCGCCCCCCACCAGUUUCCACAGAAGAGGAGUCCAACCUAUCUAAGAGUCAUUGGAAACAAGGAACACCAGUAAGACAUGAGCGGGCACACAGUGAGUCGGAGUCUGGCAUCUUCUGUAUGUCUGCAUUUUCCGAUGACGAUGAUCUAGGAUGGUGCCAAUCUUGGCCACACACCAUAUGGCACUGCUUUUUACAAGGCACACGUCUCUGUUUUCAUAAAGGCCGCAAAAAAAUUUGGCAGGACGUGGAAGAUUAUUCCAAAAGCGCACAUUGUAGAAAUGGUUAUGAAGUGUCCGCUGGCUCUCAGAAGAGUUAUGGAUCAGAAGGUUUGAAGUUGAUCUCCCAUGAAGAGUGCGUUUCUUAUGGAGAAUCUGUUCUGCAACUUACGUUUGACCCUGGUACACCAGAAGACGGCCUGCUCACAGUAGAAUGCAAAUUGGAUCACCCCUUCUAUGUUAAAAAUAAAGGCUGGUCAUCAUUUUACCCUAGUCUCACGGUGGUGCAGCAUGGCAUUCCCUGCUAUGAGAUCCACAUUGGCGACCUAUGUCUACCUCCUGGACAUCCGGAUGCCAUAAAUUUUGAUGAUUCUGGUGUUUUUGAUACAUUUAAAAGUUAUGACUUUACGCCAAUGGAUUCUUCUGCUGUGUAUGUGUUAAGCAGUAUGGCACGUCAGCGUCGGGCUUCCCUAUCCAAUGGAGGCGCAAGCAGCCCAGACUCUGAGAGAUCUGGUUACAGCAAGGACUGUGCAUCUCCACAGACUUCCUACACUUCACUAUAUAAUAAGACUGGCAGGAGUCACAGCUCAGGGACUGCAAGCACUGUGAUGGCCACAUCUCCCAACAAGUGCAAAAGACCAAUGAAUGCCUUCAUGCUUUUUGCCAAAAAGUAUAGAGUUGAAUACACACAGAUGUACCCAGGAAAAGAUAACCGAGCCAUAAGUGUGAUACUUGGCGACAGAUGGAAAAAGAUGAAAAACGAGGAAAGAAGAAUAUACACAAUAGAAGCUAAAGCUUUGGCGGAAGAACAAAAACGUUUAAAUCCUGACUGUUGGAAGAGAAAAAGAACAAAUUCAGGCUCACAACAACAUUAAACAUGAAUGUAGCUGACGCUUGUGUUGGAAAGUGCUAUUCGUCUGCAUGGAAGAAGUCUGACAGCACAAUGCUGUGGUUGUGUGGACAGACCAUAAUGUCCAGCAGUGUCACGGAAUGACUGAAGGUUUUUCGUUUUAAGUAUAGCAUUACAUAUGACAAAAAUAUCAAUAUUUUAAACCAAAUUGCCUUAUUUUUCAAAAAUUAUAUAUCAGGUAAAUAUAGGCUUGAAAAAUCGAUAUCCUGUGGUGCUAAAAUGUUGUUUCAGCAAAAUGUUUAAAGACUACCAGGUUAAGAAAAAAAAUGGGAAUUUAUAGGACAUAUAACUGCUGUUUAUCGACCCUACUGCUUAUUAAUAUGUAUUGCACAAAUGUAAUUAUUUUUGACGUUGGAAUUUAUAUGUUUCUGACGUGAUAUUUUAAUGCAAGGUGCAUGAGCACUAACUGACUAUUCAUCGCCACUGAGCUACAUUAUAUUCUGGCAAGUGGAUCAUUCGCUUCCUUUUGGACAGAGGGGCCAACAUUUCUGACAGACCCUCCAAAACGCCAAGGUGUUGAAGCAUAAGGUUUAGUAAUUUAGUUUGCUAUAGAAUCUACAGAUUUUAUUUUGCUAUGAAAAAAUGUCAUUUAUGAUGGGGGGGAGGGGUGACUUUGCACUUAACUCUGGUGCAACACUUGCACUUUACUUUUCUUGCACCUGUCGAAAUAAACAGAUGCAUCAUAUUUGUUACAGCUGUACGUCUGUGAUGUGCUGCAAUCAUGGCUCGUGUAUCACAGCUGGAAACCAAUUUGUCUAUGACAGCAUAAUAUUGCCCCAAAUAAUUUUGCACACUAUAUUCUUGUAUAUUUCAAAUAAAUGUUGUUGAUAUGA